This is a messenger RNA of Ylistrum balloti, 1629 nucleotides long. RefSeq lists its product as uncharacterized. The record is from RefSeq and is a predicted model, not a curated record. NCBI's taxonomy places the organism in Eukaryota, Metazoa, Mollusca, Bivalvia, Pectinida, Pectinidae. The coding region runs from base 1 to 1629 and encodes 542 amino acids. The transcript is spliced from 2 exons.
AUGACGUCACGCCAACAAGGAACCGCAACGCGUGUUUCCGGUGCAGCGAGGUCAACCAAAAAUGACCCUAAGUCGUCGACGCGUCAGGGGUCAAAGACUCGGAGUCAGCAAAUGACUGGAUAUCAAACAGGAGGAGACUCGAGGAAUCAACAGACACAGCUAAGUCGACAGGGAUCACAGGGUGCCACCAGACAGACAGGGCGACAGACGGGCAGACAGACAGGGCAACAGGCGAGUAGGCAAACUGCGGGGACUGUGAAGUCCAACCUGUUGGUCCAGAGUCGGCUUUCAAAUCAAAUCGUCUUCCGUCAUACACCGAGCCAGGCAGACGGAUCUGAGGCAAGGAGUUACAGGUCACAGUACGACGAUGAAGAUGGGGAGUACGGAGAGGGCGAGGAAGGGGAAGAAGAAAACUAUGGAGAAGAAGAGGAGGAGGAGGAAGAAGGCAGUGAGGAUGUAGAAAGUACGUAUAUAGAAGACUACUACCCAGAGUACGCCUCGGUAGAGUCAAGGAAAGUCCAAGGUCCGAGGGUCGAAAUAACGGACGGUCCUCAACCGUGUCAUUGUUUUCCAAAGAAAAGUAACAAAAAUGUUCCUUCUAUGGUUUAUGAAGACAUCACGUGCAAACAUUCUGGUGUUAGAGGUGAGGCACAUGCGGGUGUAUUUCGAUUUGAUUUUAACUGGAACGAGUAUAUGGAGGAGCCCAAACGUAGAAAACGAAGUCAAGCUCCUCCUAAAACUAACUUUGUGAAAGGUUAUCCAAAUCCCGAAUUCUUAGGAGGUGAGUAUGUUGAAGAGGACGAAGAGGAAGAUGAGGAUGAGGCAGAAGAUGAGGAUGAUGACGAUAACAAUCAAGAGGAAGAAGAGUUUAACGACGAAGACGAUGAUUACUCGUAUCGCGGUGACGAAGAAUUCGAAGGACGAUGGGGUAGACAAUCCGAUGAAGAUGACUAUUAUGAUGAUGAAGAAGAGGAAGUGGAUGAAGAAGAGGCAGAACGACAGAGAGCUUUGGAAGAGGCUAUAGCGAAACCUAGUGGAAUACGCGCUAUUAUACCGCUGCCCCAAAUAGGGUACUCCCCACCCCCCUCCAGGGAGAGAUCUACACCUAUGUCCCAACGUUCCGUUCCAUAUUCAUUGCCUCCUUUGCCCGAGAGCCCCUUUAUGUCUGCACAAGGCAGACAGACAGCUCAGUCUUAUGACUCGAGUGUCGGAAGUCGACUGGACAGCAGAGAUUCACGUAAGGGCAGGUUCCGGUUGAAGAAUACUAUUAAUACAGUGCGUCGUUUCCAAGGGCGGAUGUACGAUCCCGCUUCCAAAAAAGUCGUGUCGUAUGACAUAACGCCAGCCUUCAGGGCUAACCUUGACUCAUGGCAGGCGCACAUUGACAGCGGCGCUUCCACAGUUUCCGGAAGUCGGCUUUCUCUCCAAUCCGGAAACCGUCGAAGCACCGUACCCAGUCGUCGGAGCGUGAAAGUCGAAAGUCGCCAUACAAACAUUCCAGAGGAAGAUGAUGAAGACGAGGAUGAUGAUGAUGAUGAUGACGAAUAUGACGAGGAUGAAGAUGAGGAAGAAGAUGAGGACGAUGAUGAUGAUGAGGACGACGAAGAAGAUUACAGAACAACCCGCUAA